Lemur catta (Ring-tailed lemur) is the source of this 3856-nucleotide messenger RNA. It is a transcript of the gene ZNF544, whose product is annotated as zinc finger protein 544. The transcript is spliced from 8 exons. The record is from RefSeq and is a predicted model, not a curated record. Gene Ontology annotation, biological process: regulation of DNA-templated transcription. Bases 894 to 3221 code for a protein of 775 amino acids. NCBI's taxonomy places the organism in Eukaryota, Metazoa, Chordata, Mammalia, Primates, Lemuridae.
CUGGUUUCCGAAGCUGGCGAGGAGUUUUCGCGGUUAGCUGUUGUCACAGGGAGAGGAGGACGGGGCCACACACACCCGAAGUGACCCGGGCUGCGCCAGGGGAGCGAGCCGUGUCUGCCGGAGUCUCCUGCUGCGUGGCCGGGGGCUGAUAGGGCCGGGGUUCCCCUGGCUGCUCCUAGGACCGGCCGGGGCUGGUCUGGUGGAAGCUGUUUUCAGAGGCGGUCCUAGUUCAUCGUCCCGGCUCAUCCUCGGGAGGUGCACCGUGCACCAGGUGGUGGCGAAGAGCCUGGCGGCGGCAACGCGCAAAUGAAGCCUACUGCAUACCCCCGGCAUCCCACCUCCAGGACGUGGACCUUGAGCUCAGUUUGAAGGGAAAUUAUUCUUGGAAGACUUGAGUCCUCAGUUUGCCUGAAGAAUGUUAGGUGUCUGUUCGGAAGAGGGAUUGGGAUCUGCCAUGAAGCUUGUGCCUGGAGGGGAGAGUGUCCCUACAGAAUUAAGCUUAGGAAAGGAGUUCUCAGACCCCAGAAGUAUUUGAGAGCAAUAGAGUUCUCAGAAAAGAUCGCCUGGGAAAUGAAUAGUCACUGGGGCAAUGUGGUUCCAUCAGCCACAAGUGUUCAGGCCGCUUUGAGGCCCUGGCCCAGUUUAGACACUUGGUCAGAAGUUGUUCCCCAUCACCCUUGGGGAGCUUAGGACCUGAACGAAGCCUCAGUACCUGGACAGCUGCAAAGAGGGGAUGACUCUGGUGGAAGAGGUUUCCCAAGCCUUUGAAGCAAAAGGAAAGGUGGGCCCCUGCUUUGACUGUGGAGUGGCCGUGUGUCUGGGCUUGCAGCUGAGAUGGCAGCACACCCUGGGCACUUACCCUGCACCUGCAGCAGCCCAGGUCCACACCAAGCAUGAUGCCUGUUCUUGCACCUGGGGCCCCCUUGGCUCCCUUGGAGGACCUCAAGGCCUCAGUGGAGAGGCAGAACUGCAGCCUCUCCAGGUCUCAGGAGGAAAUGGAAGCACAUUCCUGGCCAGUCCCACCCAAGGCAUCCGUGAGCUUUGAAGAUGUGGCUGUGACCUUCACACAGGAGGAGUGGAGACAGUUGGACCUGGCCCAGAGGAUGCUGUACCGCAAUGUGACUCUGGAGACCUAUGGCCAUCUGGUCUCCCUGGGGCUUCUGCUUUCCAAGCCAGAAGUGAUCUCCCAGCUGGAACAAGAUGACCUGUGCAGGGUGGGGCAGCCGCCUCCCCGAGACUGCAAGGCUACACUUGAAAAGAAAAGUUCAGCUUCUGAGAAAGGUAACACUAGGGAAGAACCAUCCCACCACAUGGAAAUGAAUCACUGCAUUCAGGGUGAGCACCCCUGGCCAGAGCCUUUAGGAAACAUGCAGGACCAGAGGGACUGUCUAGAAGAAGCCCAGGAGGAAUCUGUGAGGCAGAGUCCCACCUUGGAGGGACUGUUUGCUGAAGGGGAACAUCGUGAGCAUGAACUUAGGGUAGGUCAUCGUCUACGUUUAAGCCUUCUACCUCCAACAUUACCUACAAAUGAACAUUUCCAGAAACUCAAUGCACAGGUGAAGGGGUUGAAACAAAAUUCAGUUUUCAUUACUCAUGAGAAAGCCUGGGCAGAUCUGAAGCCCUGUGAAAAUUGUCAGUGUGCCAGAGCCUUCUGUCAGAGUAUCUACUUGAGUAAACUUGAAAACGUUGAGACAGGAAAUAAAACUCCGUGUGAAUAUGUUGUCAGUAGUGACUCCCUCAAAUUUGGUACCUCCCUUUGUUUUCAUGGUAGAAUUUUUUCAGCAGAACAUAGCAGUGAUUGUAAGGACUAUGGAAACCUUUUCUGUCACAGCGUGUCUCUGAAAGAACACAAGCAGGUAGAUUUUGGAGGAAUGCAGUACGAGUGUGACAAAUGUGGGGAAGCCUAUUGUAAGGGUUUGUGCCUAGCACAAAUGGAAAGAAGUGACGCUGGUGAGGCCCCCUUCAGAUGUAAGGGUAGCUGUGAUUCCUCCAUGGCCUCAUCUUUUAAUGACUAUAACAUUAUUCAGACUGGGAAGAAGCCAUAUGUGUGUAAUCAGUGUGGAAAAUCUUUCAGCUGUUGUUCUAAGCUUCUUAUACACCAGAGAACACACACAGGAGAAAAGCCCUAUGAAUGUACUCAGUGUGGGAAAUCUUUCAGCCAGAGCUAUGACCUUGUUGUACAUGAGAGGACACAUACUGGAGAGAAGCCGUACAAAUGCAACCAGUGUGGGAAAUCCUUCACCCAGAGUUCCAAACUUAUUAGGCAUCAGCGAACUCACACUGGAGAAAAACCAUAUAAAUGUCUUGAAUGUGGAAGAUCCUUCAGGUGGAACUCUAACCUCAUUGUGCAUCAGAGAAUCCAUACUGGAGAGAAACCUUAUGAGUGCCCUCACUGUGGAAAGUCUUUCAGCCAAAGCUCUGACUUCAUAGCACAUAAAAGGACUCACAGUGGAGAGAAGCCUUAUGAAUGUAACCAGUGUGGAAAAUCCUUCAUUCGAAGCACUCAACUCAUUAGGCAUCUGCGAAUUCACACUGGAGAAAAGCCGUACAAAUGCAGUCAGUGUGAUAAAGCCUUCACAGGGAGCUCGCACCUUAUUGAGCACCAGAGAACUCAUACUGGAGAGAAACCCUUUGAGUGUCAUCAGUGUGGGAAAGCCUUCACAGGGAGCUCACACCUUGUUUCCCAUCAGAGAAUUCAUUCUGGGGAGAAACCGUAUGAGUGUAAUGAUUGUGGGAAAUCUUUUCGUCAGCAAUCUCAGCUGGUCGUGCAUCAGCGGACACAUACUGGAGAGAAACCUUAUGAAUGCAGUCAUUGUGGCAAAGCUUUCAGCCAGAGGUCUCCCCUCAUUGUACAUCAGAGAAUGCACGUUGGAGAGAAGCCCUAUCAGUGUAGCAUGUGUGUUAAGGCCUUCACUCAGCGAUCGCGACUCAUUGAACACCAGAGAACGCAUACUGGAGAAAAGCCCUAUGAAUGUAUUGAUUGUGGGAAAGCCUUCAAUGAUCGGUCAACCCUUACUAAACAUGAGAGAACACACACAGGAGAGAAACCCUAUGAAUGCAACCACUGCGAGAAAGCCUUUAGCCAGCGGUGUCAACUUACUAGGCAUCAGCGAAUUCAUACUGGAGAGAAACCGUAUGAAUGUAAUGAAUGUGGGAAAGCUUUCAGUUACAAUACAUCCCUUAUUCAACAUGAGAAAGCUCAUGGGCAAGAAACCCUAUGAAUAAUCAAGAUGGGAAUGUUCCCUGCCAAGCCCUUGUUAUUAGAAAUUAGAUGACCAAAGUGGGACUCUCAGAGUGGAGUCUAAUGAGCGUGUAAGUCAGAAUUGCCUGACGUGUACUGAAACUGCAUGUUACUAAGCUUAUCCCCAGCUUACUAAAUCAGAGUUUCUAGUGGUAAGAUCCGGGUAUCUGCAGUUUCUGAAAGCAGCCUGUGUGAUUUAUUUACACACCAAAAAGUGUGUACUGUUGUCUUUAGAUGAGAAGCUAUGAAUAUGACCACUGAUGAAAAGCUUUCAGUCAGAGGUGUUGGCAGCAGUUAGGAAACACAGGGUGGAGCUGUACUCUCCAGAUGAUAUAUUUAGUGAAAACAACAACCUAUGAGGACCAUGAUCAGACACUGUCCUCAUUUAACACAUUCCUGGAAAUGAUGGUAGGCUGGAAAAUAUUUUUGCUGCAGAGCCCUGAAAACUCUAAACUACUACAUGAGGAAGUUAGAGUUUAGUGAUGAAAUAUGAAAUCAGCCAUCUUUGCUGUAAACCAGCAGUAAAGAACAAAAAUUGAAGGAGGCCUGGGUCUGGGAACUAUUCCACAGUGAUUUUAUUAUUGGAAUUAAAAGUAGACUGAGUAUUUCAGAGAA